Molecule: messenger RNA, 819 nt
Organism: Neoarthrinium moseri
Lineage: Eukaryota; Fungi; Ascomycota; Sordariomycetes; Amphisphaeriales; Apiosporaceae
Exons: 2
Coding region: 1-819 (272 amino acids)
Biological process (GO): protein import into nucleus; spindle pole body duplication
Cellular component (GO): nuclear pore transmembrane ring; nuclear outer membrane
Source: RefSeq, a predicted model, not a curated record
AUGUCUUCCACCUUGCAGAGAACGAUAUCCACGCCGACAAAGAAUGCGACCGCCACAGUCCAAGAGAGUCCAGGCAACUGGCGCCAUCCGCGACUCGCAGAGAUCACCAGACGGCAGAAUGCUACCACUUUCGGCGAGAAGAACGUCAGGAGGAUUGCAUGGAACAUUGCACUGUUCGUGGGCAUCAUUGCCGCAACUACGGUUCUGCAGAGGUACCUGCCAUUCACACAAUCAUGCUGCACCUCGUCACCUCUGCGCUGGGCGUACAAGCUUAUCCUAGGCGUACCGGUCGUUAAUAUCGCCGUCGCCUGUCUGCCGCUUGUCCGGCCGAAGGACGAUCUGGCCGACAUCCCCCUGACUCCCGGCCAACGGAAGCUGCUAGGUCUCGGGCCCUCGUCUGCACCCCCGACCCCUGGAUCGGUCUACAGCACACCUCCUCGAUACUCGCGCACACCUUCCAUGUCGGGGUCCACGGGGAGCAGGAGGAGUUUCUCCAACCUGGACAGCCCAUCGGCGUAUCGCAGCCCGGGAGACGGCGCCAACCUGAACCUGGGAGCAUCUGCUUCGCAGUUCUCUCCAGCAGGCAGCCCCUUGAUUCAGAAGGCCUUUAAUGGUGCGCGGAGGUCGUCGAUAAGCUCGAUAGGAUCACCGAGCCCCUUUGGCAAGAGCUUCGGCAUGAGCACGUCGGCUUCUAUCUUUGGUGGAGCGCCCGACAGUCCCAGCCCCAGUCCUGCAAACGGGAAGAGGAGCACCGUAGGGCUGAACAACAAGUGGUUGUACGAGAAGGGCAGAAGAAGCUCGGGAAACGCAUGGGCAUAA